This is a messenger RNA of Struthio camelus australis, 1473 nucleotides long. The record is from RefSeq and is a predicted model, not a curated record. Lineage: Eukaryota; Metazoa; Chordata; Aves; Struthioniformes; Struthionidae.
AACGCUGGAAAGAGUUCAGCUCUCUGUGUUUCUGCCCCAGGAGAGCUUGCCUAAGUGUUUCUGUCUCACAGCUACGAAAGAUGAGGUGAAAAAGCAGCAUUACCGGCAGAAAAUAACUGAGUACAUGACCCGAGCUGAAGACAUUAAAAAAUGUAUUGAAAAAGAGAAACAAGAUGGCAAAUACCAUAAGCAAAUUAGGAUAGAUGAAAAUGCAACAGGUUUCAGCUACGAAAAGCUUUUCCAAGAGUACCUUAAUGAGAUUGUUACUGAAGUUUGGGUGGAGGACCCUUACAUUAGGCACACUCAUCAGUUAUAUAACUUCCUACGGUUCUGUGAGAUGCUAGUUAAGGGGCCUUGCAAAGUGAAAACAAUUCACCUCCUCACUUCCUAUGAUGAAGGCAGUGGAAAGACUCAACAGAUAAAUGGCUUGGAAGAAAUAAAACAGUCAUUGAGGAACCACGGAGUAACACUGAAUCUCUCUUUUUCAUCUUCAAUUCAUGAUCGAGAAAUUAGAUUCAACAGUGGAUGGAUGAUCAAGAUUGGAAGGGGACUUGAUUAUUUUAAGAAACCACAGGGUCGUUUCAGCAUUGGAUACUGUGACUUUGACUUGCGACCUUGUCAUGAAACAACAGUGGAUGUCUUUCAUACUAAACAUACAAAGAAAACAUGAUCGCUACUUUUAAUCAGUGAUUUUAAUAGUAUGAAGAGAUAAGACUAUCGGGUACUUCUUGAAUCCAGCUGUCCACCAUCAGAAGCAACCCCAUAAUACCUACUUAGUCUAGCACUGGCCAGAGAGCUUUUAUAAUCUAUGUUUUUAAGAAUAUUUGAGCCUUUUCCAGUCUGAGAGAUUACAAUUCUGCAAUUCUGACUGUACAUAUUUCUUCCAUAAUCAUAAGAAAUACAAUCGAUGUCUAAAUUUGAGCUUAGGGGCAAGGAGUUUUAUAACAGAUCCUUAAUUCGGUCUCUCAAAGGCCUUUUUUACUAUUAUUUAUAUUUUUACUAUUAAUUUUGUUUGACUUACACCAAUUUGGGCUUUUUUAAUUCUUCAUUUCUUUAAUUGACCACCUCAUGAACGUAUGAGGCAGGGCUGUAACUUCAACCCUUAUAUCCUCUUUCGUAAGCAGCCUUUAUAUUUCCUUUAAUUCCUGUAUUCUAGUAAUGAAUACAGCUCUGCUGUGUUUUGGUUGAUCCUGUAAUACCGGAUUUUACACACUACCAGGAAUCCCAAUUCUGACGUUCUAUUGUUCAAGCUCUUUUCGUACAAACAUUGUAGUGUUCAGUUUACAGGCAUUUUAGGGUCUCUUUGUGUGUCUCUGCAUGACAGACUUUUGGGUGGGAAGAGUGCAAACAAUGCACCGGCUGUACUCUUUUUCUCCUUCUUGAUCCUAUGUGUUUUUUCCCUGCUGCAGUGUCAUCUACCUGAUUUCCAUUCUUCACAUUAGGCAUGGAGAGGUUGUAUGAUCCUCUCCCACU